Molecule: messenger RNA, 1653 nt
Organism: Drosophila arizonae
Lineage: Eukaryota; Metazoa; Arthropoda; Insecta; Diptera; Drosophilidae
Biological process (GO): cell surface receptor protein tyrosine kinase signaling pathway; protein phosphorylation; positive regulation of kinase activity
Cellular component (GO): signaling receptor complex; plasma membrane
Molecular function (GO): ATP binding; transmembrane receptor protein tyrosine kinase activity
Source: RefSeq, a predicted model, not a curated record
UCAUCUAAUAAGUGUCUUAAAACAAAUAAUUACUUUUCAAUUAAUCCUUCAAGCAAUGGAUUUGGCAUUGGUCUUCAAGUUACAAAUAGAUCGACGCAUCAAGUGAUGACACGAAUAUUUGCAAUAUUUUUAAAGGAAGUGCUUAACUAUAAGGAUGUACAAAUCAUUCCAUUAAUAUUUGAAAAUUCAUCGGACCCUGAAAAUGCUUUGCGAACCCUAAAAUAUGUUAAAUACUAUAAGGGACAUCAUCAGAUUUCAAUGAUCAAUUUGGAAGUGUGGACACCGUACACAGUACAUAAGGAGCCUCAACCAAAUAUUUAUAGUGCCGGUGCAUCUAUAGCUCCCGGUCGGUUUAGUUGGUUUGUGCCAAGAUCACAAAUUACGACGGAUACAAAGGACUGUAGCUUGCAUUAUGAAGUCUUUAGAGAUAUUAAUAACGUAUAUUAUUCACUCUACAUAAUGGAGAAUAAUAUUAUGUCAAUAUUAUUAAACAGAAGUGUUGAAGAAUAUACAAAUCCAAAUUGUGCCAAUAUCAAAUGUGCGACGCUAAUGGCGGAAUGGCGCGAUGAUUCGAACUUUAUUACAGAGGAAUUAGAUGACAGCUAUCUAAAUGUAGUUUGGUUAGGACAUCAAUUUAGAGAUACUAUUCAGGAAUUGGAUACAAUAUAUAAAUCUAGUUACAGUCGUGGACAAAAAAGAUUUGUCGUUCUUCAUUGGAUUCCCUCGGAUGUAAUUGAUUCUAAAAUUAAAUUUACACAAAUAUCAUUGCCCAGAUGUGAGGACCAUGAUUACUUGAAAAGGUCAAAUUGCCGAUACGAGUUAACUCCGAUUCUAAAAUAUUAUCCCGGAAGUUUAAUUUAUGAUAAGCGAAUGAUGUACGCUCUUCGAAAUUUUUAUAUAAAUGAUACAGACUUGGAGAAUAUUCUGAAUGAGCUUAGUGUACAAAGAGCCUAUACAAAAGAUUCUGAAGAAUUGUUUAACAAUGUCGCGUGUAAUUGGCUGCUCCAGAAUUUUAAGAUAUACAGUCAAUGGGUACUUCCAAAGACGGUAAAAACAUUAGCGAUUGGUGGUAUAUUCCCACUCCAUAUAACAGAUCGGGGACAUGCAAAUAUUAUUGAGGCAUCGCAAAAAGCUGUCGAUGUAAUCAAUGAGAAUAAAACAAUACUACCAAACUAUCAUUUAGAGCUACUAAUAAAAGACGGGCAAUGCAAGUCGGAUAUGGUUUUAAAGUCAUUUAUACAUUAUUUCAAUGAACCAAAUUUAUUGGGUGUUCUGGGCCCUGCGUGCAGUGAAACUGUUGAACCGAUUGCAGGUAUUUCAAAGCAUUUAAAUAUGAUGGUCAUAUCAUAUUCAGCUGAGGGCGACUCCUUUGUUGACCGCAAAGCAUAUCCAUACUUUUUUCGAACGAUUGGAUCAAACAGCGAGUAUGUGGAUGCUUACAUCAAAAUUAUGCAGCGACUUGGUUGGACUCGAGUCUCAACAUUGACAGAGGACACCCAGCAAUAUACGGGCUAUUUGUCGCGUAUGGAGAACAAAUUGAGACUAUAUAACUUUACCUUGGCGUUCAGCCGAAAGGUUCCGAGUGAUGUGACUGCUACGGACAUGAGAGAGGUUUGUUUUAAUUACCGCAUUGAAAAAGAAUGUGUUAAAUAA